AUGGAUAAAGUAAAAGUUAACACUAGUUUGCUUCGCAAAAUAAGGCGGAAAAGAAAAAUUAAAUACGAAAACAGAAUAUUUCAUAAUGAUUGGACAGAAAAAUAUGCAUUUAUUGAAAGAAACAAUAAACCUAUGUGUUUAAUUUGCAAUAUAGAACUUGCUCAUAACAAGACAUGCAAUGUUAAACGUCAUUAUGAAACAAAACAUAAACAAUUUUCUGAAGAAUAUCCGUUAUGUUCAAAUUACAGAAAGAAUAAAAUUGAAUUGCUCAAAACGAAAAAUAAAAAUCAACAACUAAAUAUUUCAUCUUACAGCCAAGAAUCAAUUAAUACAACAGAAGCAAGUUUUGUUAUAGCAUGGAAUAUUGCCAGAGGUAAACAUCCUUAUACCGAUGGAGAAUUUGUAAAGCAAAACAUUUCAGAUGUCCUGUCGGUUUUAGAUCCUAGUAAUAGCAAAAUCCAAAGAUUAGUAUCACAAAUUCCUAUUUCUCGACAUACAACCGAAAGAAGAAUAUCUGAGAUUAGUAUUGAUGUUGAACAGCAAUUACUAAACGAUUUAAAAAACUGUGAAGCAUUUAGUUUAGCUGUAGAUGAAUCAACAGAUAUUCAAGACAAGCCUCAAAUGGCUGUAUUCGUUAGAUAUGUGACUUCAGACGUAAUUGUAAAAGAAGAGUUACUAGAUUUAGUUGAGUUGAAAGACACAACUCGUGGAGUUGAUAUCAAGGAAGCCCUUGACAAAGCUCUGCUUAAAGCUAAUGUACCUAUCAACAAGCUUGUUAAUGUUGCUACAGAUGGUGCAUCAGCAAUGGCUGGAAAACAUUUAGGACUUAUAGGCUUAUUAAAAAGUGACCCUAAGUAUCCAGAAUUUAUCCCAAUUCAUUGUAUUGUAAAUUAUAUUCGAGCAAAUGCAAAAAAUCACAGACAGUUUAGAAACUUUAUAAAUGAAUUGGAUCUUGCUGACGAGCCAAGUGACGUGUCAUUUUUCUGUUCUGUAAGAUGGCUUUCAAGUAGUGACGUUUUUUAUAGAUUUGUAGAACUAUUAGAGCCAAUUAAAUGUUUUUUGAUUGAAAAAGAAAAGACAUUUGAAAUCCUAGACGAUAUAAAUUUUGUGCAAGAUCUUUUAUUUUUGACUGAUAUAAUGCAACAUUUAAAAAGUCUGAAUUUCUUGAAAAAAUUUAAUCAUUUUCCUCAAAUGAAGAAGAUGAUUACUUCUAAUCCUUCAAUUCAGUAUGAUGACGAUAAGAUUGAAUCAUACUUGGACAAACUAAAGGAUUUACAAAAAGACUUUCAAAAAAGGUUUAAAGAUUUGCAUGAACUAAAAUCUUCUUUAGGAUUUAUAGUAAAUCCUUUUUUAAAUAAUAUUAUUAGUAAUGGCUGUCCAAUUCCUGAAAAAAUGCUUGAAGAUAUAUCUCAAUUUGAAAUGGAACUACUAGAUCUCCAAGAAGAUCAAAAUCUACUUAUGCUGCAUAAAACAAUAACUUUUAUGGAAUUUUGGAAGAUAGUUCCCGAGGUUAAGUAUCCUCAACUUAAAAAGAUUGCCAUAAAAUUCAUUUCAAUUUUUGGUUCAACGUAUACAUGUGAAUCUUUAUUCUCUACUAUGAAAUUUGUCAAAUCAAAGUAUCGUGCAAAUCUAACCAACGAGCAUUUGUCUGAAUUACUUAGAACAGCCACUACAAGUUUGAAACCAGAUUUUAAGAAACUUACCAGUAAAGUUAUGAGUAUUAGUUUGAUCAAAGUAAAAAAUUGA
Molecule: messenger RNA, 1746 nt
Organism: Hydra vulgaris (swiftwater hydra)
Lineage: Eukaryota; Metazoa; Cnidaria; Hydrozoa; Anthoathecata; Hydridae
Source: RefSeq, a predicted model, not a curated record